This is a messenger RNA of Phyllopteryx taeniolatus (common seadragon), 3926 nucleotides long. RefSeq names its product regulatory factor X, 6 (gene rfx6). The transcript has 20 exons. Gene Ontology annotation, biological process: regulation of transcription by RNA polymerase II. The record is from RefSeq and is a predicted model, not a curated record. The coding region runs from base 267 to 3074 and encodes 935 amino acids. Gene Ontology annotation, molecular function: DNA-binding transcription factor activity, RNA polymerase II-specific; RNA polymerase II cis-regulatory region sequence-specific DNA binding. NCBI's taxonomy places the organism in Eukaryota, Metazoa, Chordata, Actinopteri, Syngnathiformes, Syngnathidae.
CAGAUGGAUGAGGCUUUUUUCCCCUCCUCCCUGUUAAUGAUUAAGAAGAUCUUCUGUAAAUAUGAUGCUCGCUUGCACGCGGCCUGCUCGCUCACCUUCUCACAGCACAGCACGACACCUUCUCGGCCUUCUUCCUCUUCUUCCUCCUCCUGACAAAAGAUGCACCAGCUGCUUCUGCUCUGGUUCAGGACCGCUUAAGGACAAAUGAGCAGCUUCUCCUGAUUUAUUUAUUUUUAUUUAUUUAUUUAUUUAUUUUAUAAAUUCAAAUGUCCCCCGUGCACGGAGUGACGAUGGCCCUGAAACGCAGCCGUGAGAUUUCGGCUGCCGACAGUUUUUUUCCUCGGCACGCUUUCGCCAAAACUUUAUGCAGCUCACCAGAGGACACGCCCUCCAAUGGAUGUUUUCACCAGGAGGACGAUUCUCCCAUCAAGUCAGAGGCGGAGGACAGUAACGAAAUGGUAUCAUCAGAUGAAGACCAGGAUGUGGAUCAGGACCCGGACCAGGACCCUAGUGCCAACGCAAGCCUGGCCUCCCCCAGGAAAAGCCUCAACAAGAUGGGCAAGGAAAAGAAGAAGCAGACGCAGCUCACACUGCAGUGGCUGGAGGAGAACUACAUUGUGUGCGAGGGAGUGUGUCUUCCUCGCUGCAUCCUCUACGCUCACUACCUGGACUUCUGCAGGAAAGUCAAAUUGGAGCCCGCCUGUGCCGCCACUUUCGGAAAAACGAUCCGACAGAAAUUCCCUCUCCUCACCACGAGGAGACUGGGAACCAGGGGCCAUUCCAAGUAUCAUUACUACGGCAUCGGCAUCAAAGAGAGCAGCGCUUACUAUCACUCUGUCUACUCUGGGAAAGGUUUGACCAGAUUUUCUGGAAGUAAAAUGAAGAAUGAGGGAGGCUUCACCAGGAAAUACUCUCUCAGCUCCAAAACGGGAACGCUGCUUCCGGAAUUCCCCAGCGCUCAGCACCUUCUUCUGCACGGUAACAUCUCCAGGGAAAAGGUGGAUACGCUGAUCAUGAUGUACAAAACACACUGUCAGUGCAUCCUGGACAACGCCAUCAAUAUCAACUUUGACGAGAUCCAGAACUUCCUGCUGCACUUCUGGCAGGGCAUGCCCGACCACCUGCUGCCCCUUCUGGACAACCCACUGCUGGUCGACAUCUUGUGCGUGUGCGACUCCAUUUUGUAUAAGGUUUUGACUGAUGUUCUCAUUCCCGCUACAAUGCAAGAGAUGCCUGAAAGCCUGCUAGCAGAUAUCCGCAGCUUUGCCAAGCACUGGGAGCUGUGGCUGGCCUCCUCCCUGGACAAUCUCCCACAAUGCCUUGUGGCCAAGAAGCUGCCCAUCGCGCGUCGCUUUGUGUCCUCCCUCAAGCGGCAGACGUCCUUCUUACACCUGGCGCAGAUCGCCCGUCCGGCGCUGUUCGACCAAAGUGUCGUCAGCAACAUGGUGACGGACAUGGACAACGUGGACCUGAACAGCAUUAGCCUCCACUCGCUGCUCAGCAUCAACGCCAACGCCGACCAAUUACAUGACGCGUACUCCGACUAUGAGGCCAUCGCUGUCUUCAAGGAGCUAAAGGAGCUUCUGAGGAAGAACGCCACCGUCGAGUCGUUCAUCGAGUGGCUGGACACCGUGGUGGAGCACAAAGUUGUUAAGCCGGGCAAGCAGAGCGGCCGCUCGGUAAAGAAGCGAGCUCAGGACUUCCUGCUGCGCUGGAGCUUCUUUGGCGCGCGAGUGAUGCACAACCUGACUCUCAACAACGCCGCCAGCUUCGGUUCCUUCCAUCUAAUCCGGAUGCUUCUGGACGAGUACAUCCUGCUGGCGCUGGAAACCCAGUUCAACAAUGACAAGGAGCAGGACCUGCAGAACCUUCUGGACAAACACAUGAAAAAAGCAGGUGCCAGUAAAGCAGCCUUUUUGGCAUCUCCGAGUUCCUGCUUCUUAGCCAAUCGCAACAAGGCCGCUGGGGCAGCCGUCGUCGAACAAUUAGUGAAGAGCGAGUCCUCGGGACAGGACGACUCCACGUCUCUGUCGGCCAAUAGGCAGCGAGGGGUGGAGAUGCGCGUCGACAUCUACCCAGAGACAGAUUCUGUCGGCUUCCCUGGUCCAGGUGUUCCAACAGACUCGUGCGCUUCCGUCAUGACGCCCCCUAUCUCUCCAGCGGCACUGGUGCACCGAGGCUCGGUCAUCAACCAGGGUCCCCGAGCCCCGACUUCUUCCUCGUCCUGCUCCUCAUCCUCGUACAUCUCCACGUUGAACUCCGUGAGCCAGCCCAACCCGUGCGCCGCCUUCCCGGAGAACUUGUACCCCUGCUCGGCGUACUUCCCUCCGCCCGCUUCCACCUACCAGCCUGUCCUCAGGCCCGAGACGGAGAGCACGUUCUCAUCUUGCGUCCAGUCGUCAUCGUUGGCCUACCAGCUGUGUCGUUACGCCGCCUUCGAAGACCAGCAGCCGCCUGCCGCCAAAGACGUCUUGUAUGGGGACGCCCACUUCUCAUGCGGCUCCGGUGUCGGUCCCGCCUGCUCGCUGACUCCUUACACCUCUUCUGCCCGGCCCGCUUCCGUAUACGGCUGCGGCUCGGACACCGUCUCGAGCGAUCCCAGUCUGGAAGCUCACACGGCAGCUCACAUUUUGGAUGCCGCCGAUGGAAUCGGCUUUGGACUCAACCACUCAGGCAGUGGCGGCGAGGGUGCGGGACAAACGUACUCCGCUGCGGGACAAAACGGUUAUUACGGAAGCGGCAGCUACGAGGACCGCCAGCGGAUGGUGCCGGUGGCGGAGCAGCACGUGUCGGUCAUCAGCAGCGUUAGUAGCCCCCUCCUCUUGCUUCGCUCGCCGUACUCUGAUGUCCAUGACCCGCUUAACAUCCUUGACCGGCCCACCACUAAAAGCGCAACCUUCUAUAACGACGUACAAAAUGCGACAGGCUCGGCCCCCUGCAUGUACGGCGUCUCAUCGUCGGCGUUCUCCUCCCAGGGCACUUCGCUGUCCCAGCAGCGUGCCGACGUGCGGGACCUGGUCUCCUUGCUGCCCCCCAUCGACACGGUCUUCAUGGGCGCCCCGGGGGUCCCGUAACACACGCGAGACCAAGCAAUCCCCUAGAUCGAGGUAGGCCCAAGGCGCCCCCACUGGCCGACUUAGUUAUUGGAAUGUUGCGGGUGGGCGGGCCUUCGUGAGCACGGCCAUUGUUCGAUGCCUGUAUGCAGCAGCUGUAAAUAGUUUGGUCCUUUUUUUUUUCUUUUUCUGCUGCACUUUUUACAAUAAAGGUCAAAAUAUCUUUGGGAGUGAACCGCCACUCAUUUCCUGUCUCAAAGUCACUUUUUAGUUUUAUUUCAUACUUCACUUACGAGAUAUAGAAUAAGAUUUCAUGACACUAAGCAAAAAUGUCUAUUGACUGUUUUAUAAUCUUAGUUUUUCAAUAGCUAUUUAUACUGCUACAGUAUUUCUACAAAUAUUAAUGAAUAAUAAACAAAUACAUAAAUAUGUGAUUUGAUCAUUUGAUAAUUUAUUUGAAAAAUAUAAAAAAUCAGCUAAUAUAUUAAUAUUUUUCCUUAUCUAGCCAAAUCAGGUAACCGAACUAUUCUAAAUGAAUCUAAAAUAAUUGUCAUGAACUAACAAAAAUAGUGGGACAAAUAUUUAUAAAAAAUUAAUAGAAAUGACCAUCCCCGCCUUCAUCUGCUUAUCUGCUGCCACGGUGACAGAUGGCGGCGCGUGCGCGUUACAGCGCAUUACACCUUAAAGUACUUUUAAUUACAUGGUCAAUAAUGGCAGGCCACAAUUGGCCGAGUGCUUGUGUGAAAACAACAGAAGGCCCAAGGCAAACGUUGGGACAAUGUUUAACCACAUGGCGGACAAGCGCCCUCCGUAUGGCCUCACUGGCAUCUUUUGUCGGAACAAUGUAUAUGUUCCAAAGAAAUAUUUGAAAAU